Trichoderma aggressivum f. europaeum is the source of this 636-nucleotide messenger RNA. RefSeq lists its product as uncharacterized. NCBI's taxonomy places the organism in Eukaryota, Fungi, Ascomycota, Sordariomycetes, Hypocreales, Hypocreaceae. Gene Ontology annotation, cellular component: cytosol. The transcript has a single exon. Gene Ontology annotation, molecular function: FMN binding; oxidoreductase activity. The record is from RefSeq and is a predicted model, not a curated record. Bases 1 to 636 code for a protein of 211 amino acids.
AUGGCUGCAUCUAAGCAGGUUAACGUGGCCAUCAUCAUCACUAGCACCAGACUUGUUAGAGUUGGGCCGUCAAUUGCCAACAUUGUCAAAGACAUUCUUGAAAAGGAAGACGGAAACGAGACCAAGCUCUCCUUGGUUGACCUUGCAGACUUUAAGCUGCCAAUCUACGACGAGAGCGUUGUUCCGUACCAAGUUCCCUCCCAGGCAACUUAUGCCAACGAGCACAGCCGCCACUGGAGUGCCGAAAUCUCCAAAUACGACGCCUACAUCCUGGUCAUUCCCGAAUACAACUACGGCGUGGCGGGAAGCACAAAGAAUGCGAUUGACUACUUGAGGAAUGAGUGGAUCGGGAAGCCAGCAGCCAUCGUAAGCUACGGCAUGACGGGCGGCAAGAAUGCUUCGGAACAAGUCAAGGUCUCGCUUGAAGGAACAGAGCUUCGCGUGAGCCCUACACGGCCUCAGCUCAUAUUUGCAAAGAAUGGUGAAACAUCAGACAUCUUUGCUGCCAUGCAUAAGGGCGAGCUAGGGGAGAAAUCCCGCGAGGUUUGGACCACUGAGAAUAAGAAGGAUAUUGUAAAGGCUUUCGCGGAGCUCAAAGAGGCAAUCAAGAAUCCCCCGGCAGCUAAAGAAAAAUAG